AUGACAGUGGAUGACUGUAGUGGAAUUAACAUUCGAUUGUCCCCCACUACUACUACUACUACUACUACUACUACUACUACUACUACUACUACUACUACUACUACUACUACUACUACUACUACUACUACUACUACUACUACUACUACUACUACUACUACUACUACUACUACUACUACUACUACUACUACUACUACUACUACUACUACUACUACUACUACUACUACUACUACUACUACUACUACUACUACUACUACUACUACUACUACUACUACUACUACUACUACUACUACUACUACUACUACUACUACUACUACUACUACUACUACUACUACUACUACUACUACUACUACUACUACUACUACUACUACUACUACUACUACUACUACUACUACUACUACUACUACUACUACUACUACUACUACUACUACUACUACUACUACUACUACUACUACUACUACUACUACUACUACUACUACUACUACUACUACUACUACUACUACUACUACUACUACUACUACUACUACUACUACUACUACUACUACUACUACUACUACUACUACUACUACUACUACUACUACUACUACUACUACUACUACUACUACUACUACUACUACUACUACUACUACUACUACUACUACUACUACUACUACUACUACUACUACUACUACUACUACUACUACUACUACUACUACUACUACUACUACUACUACUACUACUACUACUACUACUACUACUACUACUACUACUACUACUACUACUACUACUACUACUACUACUACUACUACUACUACUACUACUACUACUACUACUACUACUACUACUACUACUACUACUACUACGAAAAACAAUAUAUUCAUUCAUUAUCAUUUACUGAACGCGUAA
This is a messenger RNA of Schistosoma margrebowiei, 882 nucleotides long. The record is from the annotation of a GenBank genome assembly. Lineage: Eukaryota; Metazoa; Platyhelminthes; Trematoda; Strigeidida; Schistosomatidae.